Lasiodiplodia theobromae is the source of this 1125-nucleotide messenger RNA. RefSeq lists its product as uncharacterized. Bases 1 to 1125 code for a protein of 374 amino acids. Gene Ontology annotation, molecular function: protein binding. The record is from RefSeq and is a predicted model, not a curated record. Lineage: Eukaryota; Fungi; Ascomycota; Dothideomycetes; Botryosphaeriales; Botryosphaeriaceae. The transcript is spliced from 2 exons.
AUGCUGCCGCAAUCACACCACGCUGCUGCUGCGGCUACCACCUCUGAGGGCAUGUCGGCCGCCAGCAGCCCUUUCGAUGGCCACCCAAAUCUCGACGCUGCACCUGCUGAGGAGAAUUCUGUUGAGAAGACCAAUACGGCGGUGUCUGCACGACUCGACAAACUACCAAGCGAACUAACCAACCUCAUCGCCGACCAUAUCGACACAAAAAGUCUCAAACAGCUAAGACUCUGCUGCAGAAAGCUUGCUAUGGCGUCAAGCUACACCUUCAGAGACCGCGUACCGACGCUCCUCCCAUUCUUCUUCAUGCAGUCGAGCAUAGAGAGGCUCGCGCUUCUGACUGAGAAUGACCGCUGGAACAAGCACUUCGAAGCCUUGGAGAUACUAUCAAGCAGCCCCGACAGCAUGCGGAUCUCAGAGCACGGCACUCCAUGCUGGACAAUCCACAGCCACCGCCACCGUCGUUCCCGCGAAUUGCACAGGACCAGCACGCAUUCGGAUCCAGCAGCAGCAGCCCUCGCCGCGCCACCGCGCUUCGGUGGCGGUGGAACCAUGCCGAACGUGCACACGCUUACCCUGUGCCUCAACUGCGAUAAUUACAACCAAGACGCCACCCAGCACGAGCACCUGCCCGCCCUCUACGCCGCCCUCCCCAACCUCACCACCCUGCACCUGACGCACGCAAAGACGUGCCCGGAACACCCGCUCGCAAGAACGGCGUUCCCAGGCCACCCGCUCGCCUUCUACACGCCCCCGCCCGGCGCGUCCCGCCUGCGCCGCCUGUGCAUCAAGCACAGCAACAUCAAGUCGGACGAGCUCCUCGCCGUGAUGCAGGCGCACACGGACACGCUUGAGAUGGUCGAGAUCGGCCAUAGCACGAUAUGGAGCUUGAUGGAAUUGAAGCACUUUGUGACGGGGCGCAAGGUACCGCGGCAGCUGCGGGAGGUGUUGCCUGAGAAGGUCGACUAUAUUCCGCUGACGUCGGUGGACUAUUGGCGGUGGGAUAAGGGGGGAGGGGUCGUGUCGCCGGGCGAGGAGCGGAGAGAGGUUAUGCAGAUGCUGCUUGAUAGGAUGCAGGCUGGGACGUUUGAUAUUCGCGAUCUUGGGCUGCUUCAUCGACGUUAA